GUUGUAUUUGCUUGCUUUCUUUUCCCCCGUCGUCUCAUUUGGGUUGUUUUCUCUACAAUAUCACUCGCUGUCCUUUGACCUUUUGCUUUCGACUCAAAGGAACACAGUAUCGUCAUGCCGACUAAUAUGCAAAUGCAGUCCAUCUCGGGUAUUAUUACCCGAGUACGAGCGACUUCCGGUCAGAUUCCCACUCCAUUGGUAGGAGCAUCCAUGACCGUCGUCGACGAUCGCAUAUUCGUUUUUGGAGGUCGACUCGUCUCAUCACGGAAAAUGAGCAACCACCUGUAUGUUCUGGAUCUCACCACCAAUGUCUGGACCAAACAUGUUCCCUCACCCGACAGCGACAAACCUCCUAAACCUCGUUACUUCCAUUCAGCGAGUGUCUACAAGAAUCUCUUAAUUAUAUUCGGAGGCAUGGGUCACUCUCGGAUAUCCGCCGAAGGACUGUGUGUACUCGACGACAUUUGCAUCUUUGAUAUAGAAACCAUGAGCUGGCGACGAUCCAAUGUGACCCCGUCGCUGUAUACGACUCGACCACGAUACGCUCACUUGGCCGCCGUGACGGACGACAAACUCGUGAUCAUGGGUGGCCAGGAUAUGGACAACAACUAUCUUGAAGAGAUCAACGUAUUCGAUAUCAAGGCCUUAGAAUGGGUUCAGACCCAAACCUUGGACAGACACAUUGGUGCUUACCGGUCCAUUGCUGUCACUACCCCGCCGGGGACCCGGUUACCCAUCAUGCUGAAAGACACCCUGACGGGGCGAGAAACCGAUUCCGAUGCGGAUGCCGAUACCAAUGCACCAUUGACGGACAAACCGCCGGGGUUGAAUAACAGAGCUUCGACAGUACGACAAUAUGGCGAACCUUUGCAAAAUGCCAACGAUCCUCAUCCCAUCUUUUUCUACACCAAUUACAACUUUGCCGACGUGAAACGGGAACUGCAUCUAAUCCUUUCACCUGGCAGUUCGCCUUUGCAUAUAGAAGAUUGCUCAGCAUCCAUGACGGGAUCUGUCAUGCCGCCAGGACUUCGAUUUCCAACAGGACAUACCCUCGGUCAUCAUCUUAUAUUGUCUGGCACCUAUUUAUCGCCUCAGGCCAAGUCAUAUACGCUGUGGGCUUUGAAUUUCAGCACGUUAUCAUGGUCACGGAUCGAAACUGGCAAUAUUUUCAACACCGGAUCUUGGAAUCGUGGAACGCUACACGAAAAGACGAAUCAGUUUAUUGUGUUUGGGCAUCCUGGGCGCGAUCUGUUGGAGGACUACAACCAUCGUCAAGUGAACUUUGAUUACAUUGCCGCGGUCGAUCUCGAAGCGUUUGGCAUUUACCGGUUACCAAAGAUGACGUGCUCCUCGCUCGCUCAAGAAAUGGGCCUGAGUCUGUUGAAUGAACCGGCCGUGUCCGACUUUCGCAUCAUUACGCGCGAAAAUCAAACCAUUCCCGUGAAUUCAGCCGUUCUGGCACAGCGAUGGCCUUAUUUCGAAGAUUUGAUGAAGUCCAAUAGGAAGAGUAUUCACGUGCCAGUCAGUACGGUCGUAUCGAACCCGUCUUCGGAACGUCGCGUGAGUGUUACCAGCAAUAGUGAAGAGGCACCCUCUUUGGCCGGUGACAAACCGGUGGUGGAAGACGAAUCAAUCAACAAGGAAGGGCAGCAGCAAGCCACCAUUACAACCAUGAAAUGCCACAGUAUGGUGUUUCCUUAUCCGUAUCCGGUGGUGAUUGCUCUGUUGCAAUUCAUCUACACAGAUAAUUUGCUGACCGCACAGCAGUAUCAACCGCAUGUGCUUUCACAACUACUACUUUUGGCGGACAUGUACAAGUUACCGAGACUCCGCGAAUUAGCCGCCCAUGCUUUGCAUCAAAUGCUCAACAUGUCGACCGCCCCACUGAUCUUUGAAACCGCCGCAUUAUCCCAUCACAUCAGCUUGCAAAUCCGCGCUCUGAAAAUGAUGAUUGCCGCUAAAAAAAUGAUCCAGCAGCAACAGCAGCAGCAACAGGAGCAACAACAAAAACAGCAGCAGCAGAAGCUAACAGCCUCAGAAUCACAACAAGGGUCCUCCUACGCUACUCAGUCGCAGCAGACACCAUCUACAGCCAGCGAAGCACAGAAUGGGAAUCAAGGUUUGAUGUCGUGGCACCAACGAACCGGUCGACCCACCGAGAGAUCGGUUCGGGAAGUGGCAGGCCAAUCGUCGGCAUCUUUAUCAACGAGUCCGUUGCAGACCACAUCAUUGCAGCAAACAAAGACCCCCCCUCAGGUUUUGGAUUCGUCUUUGGCUUAUAAGCAGAGCACGGCAGGUAGUUCACCGACCUUGCAAAGUCAUCGCGAUCGUGCGCCUUCCAUAUCCAAUCGAUCCAUUUUGACUGCAUCACGGCCCUCUACACCGACAGGCUACAAUUCUGUGUAUAACCCUGAGGAUAUGCGAUCCGAGUCCAUCAGCGUUGCUCCUUCAACCCCAUUGGGUGCUCCGUCUUCUAUCGCUGAAUCCACCAUCACGACGAGCGGAAGAGAUACGCCCUCUUUAUUCUCAAACGAUCAGGAAAAGGUCGUCAAGGAUGUCUCUUCAGAAGCAGAACGAAAAUCUACCUCAAAAAAGGGAACCAUUGUCAAAGAGAAAGAUCAAACUUACGAGAUAGAAUGGACUUCCCGUAAUGGAAACGACAGUGAAUGUUAUGAAGGAUAUGCGAGCGCCAAUCAGGAAUUUGAGUGCUUGUUAAUUUUCGAUGAAGAAUCACAGACCUUUACGUUGGAGAAACAAGCUGCAAAGCUGACAAUGAAGCGAUCACGGAAACGAAAACUCGAACCAUCACAACAGAGUGUGCGUGCAAUAUCGACCGAUCCAACGACACAGGGACGAAGUCCUGCCAGUGCACCGCCAUCAAUGCCUACUCCAACACCGGCGCCAACAACCUCAAGGACGACGCAACCAGUCGAUCUCAUAUUGCCCACCAAAAGUACGCCUACAAAGACAGCACCACAACAACCACAACCACAACAAUAUACAACGGCGGCAUCCGAUGAUGACGAUUUUGAUAUAUCCAAAGAUAUGGAUGAAAUACUUGGCGGAGAUGACGAUGAUGAUGAAGACGACGAAGAACCAAAGACACGCGAGAGCAUAACCAAGCAAACCACCCGCUUACCUCCCCAAGAUACCACGGACAAAGAUAGUCAUGAUAAUGAUACAUUUGAAGAAAUCGUCACGCCGUCUGUCUACCGUCCACCUGCGACAUCGGACCGACCGCCAAGUUUGGAGUUGCCCACUUCCUCUCACACACCCGUUGUCACCCCCAAUGCCAACAAGCGACGGAAAUAUAAAAUGGCUUCCGCCCCCAUUCGACAUCCUGAUUCCGUCUCUCCCCACGUCGCUGCCCCUUCUCCAUCCUUGGCUCUCCCUCCUACCUUGGCUCAUACACCUCAAAAAUCAGGCAAAACACCUCGUCGUGUGGUGUCUCCCGUGGCUUCCGUUCAUGGUUCAUCUGAUGAAUCAGGGUCCGAUAGUUCCGGUUCAGGAUCCUCCAGUAGUGGUUCGGAAAACGACAGUGACAGCUCCAGUGGCAGCAGUAGUGAUGAUGAUGACGAUGACGAUGAUGAUGAUAUCGAUAUGCUCGCCGAUGAUAUUUCACGUUCUCUAUCCAAAGAAGGCCCUUCGGAGCCUUCUUCACCUCAAUCCACGUUUUCCCAAUCGGUACCUCAGGCGCGUCAUCCCGCCAUUGCGAACCUUAACCGUGCCAACGUGGCCAGCCCCGGUGCACGUUCCGCUACGCCCACAUCCAAUCGAUCCGGAGGAACGGGGCCAAUGUCACUCAAAGCCAUGUUCAAUGAAGAAGAUGAAGAUGAAGGUCUCUCCAGUUCCAGCAGCGAUAAUGACUAGCUAAAAAAAGGCGAAAAUAGGGGUUAUCUCGUUUUCUACACCAAAAGUCCUUAUUCCCUGUUAUCUUUUUCUUCUUUUACACCAUCCUUCUUUCUUACAUGCAUUCAUCGACAAAGCAACCAAAGAUAUAUUUUUCAUGUACAGUUUCUCAUUUUCCCUCCGAUACACAUCUGCAGCUUUUUUUUUUU
This is a messenger RNA of Radiomyces spectabilis, 4058 nucleotides long. RefSeq lists its product as uncharacterized. Gene Ontology annotation, molecular function: protein binding. The record is from RefSeq and is a predicted model, not a curated record. Gene Ontology annotation, biological process: cell redox homeostasis. The transcript has 5 exons. The coding region runs from base 115 to 3870 and encodes 1251 amino acids. NCBI's taxonomy places the organism in Eukaryota, Fungi, Mucoromycota, Mucoromycetes, Mucorales, Radiomycetaceae. Gene Ontology annotation, cellular component: cytosol; mitochondrion.